This is a messenger RNA of Uranotaenia lowii, 1469 nucleotides long. RefSeq names its product elongation factor Tu (gene mEFTu2). NCBI's taxonomy places the organism in Eukaryota, Metazoa, Arthropoda, Insecta, Diptera, Culicidae. Gene Ontology annotation, molecular function: GTPase activity; GTP binding; translation elongation factor activity. The record is from RefSeq and is a predicted model, not a curated record. Gene Ontology annotation, biological process: mitochondrial translational elongation. Gene Ontology annotation, cellular component: mitochondrion. Bases 101 to 1462 code for a protein of 453 amino acids. The transcript is spliced from 2 exons.
CAGUCCAGCAGUAGAAAGAAGAAGAAGAAGAAUAAAAUUUAAUAACAUAAAGACAAAAAUCUUAUGUAAAGCUUAACUUUUAAUUUAAAAAACAAUAGACAUGGUUUCCAUAUUACCAUAUAUAACCCGUACGCGAGCCUUGUUGCGGAAUUUCCAGAAAUCGUCUGUGUUUCAUAAAGUAUUAAUUACGGCUCAGACAUGCGAAGCACCAAAAGUUAGAUGGUUGAGCACAAAAGUGUCCGGGGAUCUACCCUCGAAUCAUUGCAACGUGGGAACCAUCGGGCAUGUUGAUCAUGGUAAAACAACGUUGACGGCUGCUAUCACCAAGAUUCUUUCGAAAGAAGGGCGUGCAGCAUACAUACCCUAUGAUCAGAUCGAUCGAGCGCCCGAGGAAAAGGCUCGAGGAAUUACGAUCAAUGCCGCCCAUAUCGGAUACAGUACAGAAAAGAGACACUACGCUCACACGGACUGCCCGGGCCAUGCCGAUUACGUUAAAAAUAUGAUAUCGGGAGCCUCGCAAAUGGAUGGCGCUAUUCUUGUGGUGGCAGCCACUGAUGGCCAAAUGCCGCAAACGCGAGAGCAUUUGUUACUAGCCAGACAAGUUGGAGUUGACAAAAUUGUCGUUUUUAUCAACAAGGCAGAUCAGGUGGACAACGAAGUCUUAGAAUUGGUUGAGAUUGAAUUGAGGGAAUUGCUUACCGAUUUUGGCUUCGACGGUAUAUCUAGUCCUGUGAUUAUAGGUUCGGCUUUGCAAGCUCUUCGAGGUGAUUCUUCGGAGUUGGGUGAACCCGCAAUUCGAAAGCUUCUGGAUGCUAUCGAUGACUACAUUCCGACUCCAACACGUGAUAUCACUUCUCCGUUUCUUCUUCCGAUUGACAACGCUUUCACGGUUCCUGGAAGAGGAACAGUUGUAGUGGGAACCAUUGCACGAGGAAUAAUUAAGAAAAACGAUGAAUCCGAAUUGUUAGGUUUCGAUGAGCAAAUUAAAACAACUAUUGGAGGUGUUCAAGUAUUCAAGAAAGACGUUGGCCAAGCUCAAGCAGGAGACAAUAUCGGUGCUCUCCUGAGAAAUGUAAAAAUAACAAGCGUUCAAAGAGGCAUGCUGUUGUGUGCUGCUGGCAGCGAAAGAGUUUCGAACCACUUUGAGAGUACUAUUUAUUUGCUAGCCAAGAAUGAAGGCGGUCGCUCGAAACCCUUAACGUCUAAAUACAUUCAACAGCUAUUUAGCAAAACAUGGAAUGUGCCUUGUCGAGUUGAUCUCGUAGGGCAGGAAAUGCUGAUGCCAGGCGAUCACGGAUCUAUUCGAUUAACAUUACUCCGACAAAUGGUGAUGUCAUCCGGGCAAAGUUUUACAAUCCGAGAGAAUGGCAUGACUGUUGCUACAGGCCUUAUCACCAAAGUUCUGAAUCCCGUAGACUUACCCCAGAAAAAGCUUAUCAAGCUUCAAUUAGAAGGAUUGUAAUAUAUAG